Molecule: messenger RNA, 581 nt
Organism: Amoebophrya sp. A120
Lineage: Eukaryota; Dinophyceae; Syndiniales; Amoebophryaceae
Source: the annotation of a GenBank genome assembly
UAUAAAUCACUGGAUGCUCCUCGCGUCCACCGACUUGAAGCGCACUAGCGCGGGCCCCCGAAGGGCCGGCGGCCGCGAUUUUUUCGCUCGCAUUUCUCAGCGCAGCCGGUGGGCUGCACUAGCGCCCGUUUCCGGAGGGUCCGCGGCUUUUUCGAUUUUAAAAGCCAACCCGACCGCGGGGCGGGGCCGGCGGGCCCGAGACGACAACAACGAGCCCAGCCGGCCCCCGAAGGGCCCGCGCUCGGGCUCGUAUUAAUAAAUAAUUGUGGGGUAAUAAAUUAAUCGCUUAAGUUACCGGGUAACUUAGCGUCCGGCCGGCCGCCGGAAGCUAAGUUACCCGGUUCCCAGCCGCCAGCCCCGGAGAACGGAGCGGUCCGAUCCGCUGGAACGGGCUGGCGGCUGGGAACCGGGUAACUUAGCGUCCGGCCGGCCGCCGGAAGCUAAGUUACCCGGUUCCCAGCCGCCAGCCCCGGAGAACGGAGCGGUCCGAUCCGCUGGAACGGGCUGGCGGCUGGGAACCGGGUAACUUAGCGUCCGGCGGCCGGCCGGACGCUAAGUUACCCGGUAACUUAAGCGAUUAA